Molecule: messenger RNA, 2941 nt
Organism: Caenorhabditis auriculariae
Lineage: Eukaryota; Metazoa; Nematoda; Chromadorea; Rhabditida; Rhabditidae
Source: the annotation of a GenBank genome assembly
AUGGUACACAUCAAUACUGUAAGUCAAUCUUGUUUUUAUUUGAAAACCAAUGAGAACUAUUCAAAGGUGGUGCCAAAUUCAGCAUGCCCUCGACCUCAGAGCUCUCCCAAUUUAGGGCUUUAUGUCUACUUGAUUGCAUUUUGCGCUGUGAUAGGUUGGUCAUUAUUAUUUUCUGUAGACUCUUAGAGCAGCCAUUUUUGAAAACUUUGAAAACAUGACCAUUUUCAGGCGGAUUUCUUUUUGGAUACGAUACAGGGAUAGUUUCUUCGGCAAUGCUAUAUGUCCCGAAAAAUGAAGCGAUGAAGCCUAUGGGAAAAGUAUGGCAAGAGGUCAUUGUCAGUGUCACCCCAGGUAUCACAUUAGUUUUUUCCGUUUCCUCCUGUGUUUGUGAUGUCCAUGAACCGGUUCAAAUGUUGUUCAACGUCGAUAACGUGAUUUACAGGGUUCGCCGCACUAGGCUCUCUGCUUUCUGGUCCAGCGGCAGAUAAAUGGGGUCGAAAAAAGGUUUUUUUUAACGAUACAUGCAGGAAAAGAAGAUAAUUUCAGGUGAUACUUGUAUCGUCUUUUGUUUUCACUAUAGGCGGUUUGGUUUGCGGUAUCGCAAUUGAAAAAUAUAUGCUUCUCGUUGGCAGAAUCUUGCUUGGAAUUGCAAUAGGUUUGAGUUUUGUGAAAAAUUGCAGUAAAAUCAACACAAAAAACACCAGGAACUAAAACUUUGCAAAAAUAUGUUCUCGUUAUCAAGUUUAUGUGAAAACAAUAAACUUCAGGUAUUUCAUCGAUGGUCGUUCCGAUGUACAUAGGCGAGUCGUCACCGGCGCACAUUCGCGGUAUUUUUCUCAUUUUGGAGAAAAAUUCAACGUCUCGUUUCAGGCCAACUGAUCACCGGGUUUCAAUUGAUGAUCACCUUUGGAUUGUUGGCCGCAAAUGUCAUGGCGGGAGGUUUCAGCUACGUUGAUCCUCAAAACGUCGGAUGGAGGUGAUAAAUAACACAAUUUGAGAAUGAAAAUUCCAUGACUAUUGAGAAAAAUUUCCGUUUUUUCUCUCAUCACUGUAAGUUUCAAAUUGGAAAAAAAAGUCAAUGUUUGCGUCUGUUCAGACGAAAUUCGUGCUAAAUCGAAAGAUCAAGAGCAAACAGGAUGUGAGACAGUUCAUAAAUCAGCUUUUUAGGCUUAUGUUUGGCUUCGCAGCAAUUCCUAGCGCCAUUCAGUUCGUGAUAUUUUUCUUUCUACCGGAAAGCCCUCGAUGGCUUUACAAGGCUGGAGAAAAACCCGAGGCUAAAAAGGUUUUACAUUCCAGUCAAAAAUAAAACUAAAUUUUUAAAUAAAGUGAGCGAAAUUUCACAAAAUUCUGAAAUUUGUGUUAUCGUAUCGAGAAAGAUUCUGAAAAAUGUCAAAAUGGUUUCUAUCAAACUGUUUUUGAGGUCCUGGAUAGAAUUUAUUCUCACAACGCAGCCUGGAUAAACUACGAAAUGACUGAAAUUUCCCUGUUAUGCGAUGAAGAGAAACGGGAGAUGGAACAACUAGGUUAGAUGAAUCAUUUUUCGGCAUUCGCUGAACUACCGGACCUUUCAGGCAAGUCUUACGUGAUAAGCCGAGUCUUGACAACGGCGCACGUCAGAAAAGCUUUGAUUAUCGGAUGUCUUCUUCAAGCCUUUCAACAACUUUCUGGAAUCAAUACUAUUAUGUAGUAUCAUCAAUCAAAAGGUUUUGAGUAUGAAGAGCAACUAUUCAGGUACUACACGGGGAAAAUUAUUCAAUCUUCUGGAGUUGGAGACGAACACGUGAUCGUUUGGAUUUCUGUUGGCAUUUCUUGUAAGAAGCCUUCUAGAAUAGUAAUAUAUUGGCUUCUUUACAGCCGUCAACUUUGUUUGCACCUUCAUCCCUAUGUAUUUGGUAGAACGAGUAGGACGACGAGUUCUUCUUCUCGUAUCUGUUCUUGGCGUUGCAAUCACUCUUCUGCUUAUGGGUGGAGCUUUUUACGCUAUCAAUAGGUAAUUACAUCUAAGUCAUGUGUCAUAGCUCAUUUCUUAUUGCUCGAAUAUUUCAUGUUCGAUAUCACUUACUUUUACCAGAGAUUCCGCGGAGACACUUUCAUCGACGUUGGUGGUCAACAACAGUCCAAACCGAUGCUCAACUUUCAGGUUUUCGACAUAAAAAAAAGAUACCAUUUUUAUUGAAAAAUGCAGCAAUUGUGAUUAUUGUGUAACUGACGAACGUUGUGGCUUCUGUCAGCCACUUGGAUCACAAAAAGGUGAGCGAAAAAUUCGAACAAUGAAUGAAUUGAUGUUCAGGCUAUUGUCUGCCCACAUCUGGAAGCUCAGCAAUUUCUUCAAUCGGACCUUGUUCUAACCUAACGAUCGAGAUAACCCCGAAAUUUCAAUGGUCAGAAGAUUACUGCGUCUCUCGAUUCACCAUUGCUCCGAUCAUCCUCAUGCUAGUCUACCUGUCUUUCUUCUCCUCAGGUUCUACUUCUAAUAAUUUCAUAAAACCUAGAAAUAUUGAGGAUACGCUCCUUUGCCAUGGGUCAUGAACGCCGAAUUUUACCCCUUGUGGGCAAGGAGCACGUGUAUCAGCAUGGCUACUGCUGUUAAUUGGAUAUUCAAUCUCAUCAUUUCUUUGACAUUUUUAUCCCUGAGUGAAGCUGUAUCGAAACACGGUAUAUAUGGGCUAGUGGAAAAUGUAACCGUAAAGCUUCAGGGACUUUUUUGAUUUACGCUGGCAUAACUUUUGUCGCAAUGCUUUUCGUUGUGUUUUUCGUUCCCGAAACAAGAAAUUACACGAUAGAAGAGGUAUUUAUGUAAAAAAGAAGCGAUUGAAAAAUCGUUAAUUUGCAGGUUGAGACAUUAUUCAUGACAGAUAGAAAACGGAAAGACAACGAGGAUCACAAGCACAGUUCCAGCAAACCGAAAAACAGCGACAUUUCUCAGGAAAUGCACUACUGA